Molecule: messenger RNA, 573 nt
Organism: Aplosporella prunicola CBS 121167
Lineage: Eukaryota; Fungi; Ascomycota; Dothideomycetes; Botryosphaeriales; Aplosporellaceae
Exons: 4
Coding region: 38-481 (147 amino acids)
Biological process (GO): actin filament debranching; negative regulation of Arp2/3 complex-mediated actin nucleation
Cellular component (GO): actin cortical patch
Molecular function (GO): actin binding; Arp2/3 complex binding
Source: RefSeq, a predicted model, not a curated record
CGACACCUCGUACCUCGCCGCAUUCACGUCCUCCGAAAUGGCCUCCGAAGCAAGACUCUACACCUUCUCGCAGGAGACGCGCGACAAGCUGCGGAAGUUCCGCCUGGGCACGUCCAGAGCCAAAGAUGCCCAAGCCGUCAUCUACCAGAUAGACAAGAAGUCGCUCGAGAUCUCGCAGGCCGAUGCCGAAGUGUACAACAACAUGCAGAAGUUGGCCGACAAGCUGCCGGACAACUCGCCGCGCUACGUCCUGCUGAGCUACCCACUCGAGCUCUCCACCGGCCGCCUCUACGUUCCCUACGUCAUGAUCUACUACCUACCGGCGACGUGCAACAGCGAGAUGAAGAUGCUGUACGCGGGCGCCAAAGAGCUACUGCGCAACACAGCCGAGGUCGGGCGCAUCAUCGAGAUGGACAGCCCCGAGCAGCUGGAAGAGAUUGAAGACCGGCUCAGGGAGGACGCCGAGAGCAAGGGUUACUGAGCGCGCGUGCGCUGCGUGCCGAUAGGUAAAUACGAAGCGGGAGCCACGUGCUGGCAUGCCGGAUGUUGACGUGCUCCACCUGAAUUGCUUUA